AUGUCAGCCGGGUCGGCAGAGUACGGAGAGAAGGGAUCGAAGGGUACGGGUUCGGAAGCAUCCAGCUCAAGCGGGUUGCUGGCUGGGGCUGGUGGAGCUGAGACUUCCUCACUCUCAUUUGAUGGAGACUGUGAUGGAGGGGAGGACAGAGGAGACUCAGAUGGUACAGGAGAUGAUGCUGGCGUUGCAGAUGAUGCUGGUGCUGCAGAUGAUGCUGGUGUUGCAGAUGAUGCUGGUGAUGGAGAUGAUGCUGGGGUUGCAAGCGAUGGAGAUGAUGUUGGUGUUGCAGAUGACAUUGGCGAUGGAGACGAAUUCGGUGAUGAUGUUGGUGAUGGAGAUGAGGUUGGAGAAGGUGAAGAUGGAGAUGAAUGUGGGGAAAAAGAAGGCGCCUCCUGA
Molecule: messenger RNA, 396 nt
Organism: Sphenostylis stenocarpa
Lineage: Eukaryota; Viridiplantae; Streptophyta; Magnoliopsida; Fabales; Fabaceae
Source: the annotation of a GenBank genome assembly